AUGGAGAACUUCACUGAUGAUGAAGUUAUGAUGAUGGCUAUUGCAUUUGAAGACGAAGAGGAAGAUGAGGAUCAAACUCCCCCUGCUAAAAAAAAGAAGUCGUGUCGUCGGUGGAACUUUCCAAAUUGCUUGGGUACUCUCGAUGGGAAGCACAUUUUUAUCAAAAAGCCUCCUAAUAGUGGUACAGAAUUUUAUAACAAUAAAGUGGACGUUGGGGCCAAAGGAAGAGAUAGUGAUGGCGGGAUUUUCGCAAAUUCAAAUUUAGGACAUGCAGUAGAAAACAACAAUCGGUCAGUGCCAUCAGAUUCUAUCUUACCUGGAACCGAUAUUGGAGCACCUUAUGUGAUUGUUGGAGACGAGGCGUUCCCGUUGAAAACAUAUGUUAUGAGACCAUAUCCAGGACAAGAUCUGAACAAUCAAAAACGGAUUUUCAACUAUCGGUUGAGUCGCGCCAGGAGAACAUCUGAAAAUGCUUUUGGUAUCCUAACACAGAAGUUUAGAAUUUUCAAUCGACGAAUGGAGUUAGACCCUGCAUAUGCAGAUAAAAUCGUGCUUGCCACAUGCAUACUGCACAAUUUUAUCCGUCAGUACGAUGGCAUGCAAGAUGUGCACAGUGGAGAAGGCCCAUCCCAUCAGCAUCAUUUAGAGCUCGCACAGUUAUCUAAACGAGGUGGAAAUUCGUCAAAAUCUGCUUUCCAAGUGCGAGAAAUCUAUGAGAAUUACUUCAAUUCUGAGGCUAGAGCAGUACCAUGGCAAAAUGAAUCAAUAAACAACUUAUAG
Messenger RNA from Malaya genurostris, 780 nucleotides. RefSeq lists its product as uncharacterized. The transcript is spliced from 3 exons. Bases 1 to 780 code for a protein of 259 amino acids. NCBI's taxonomy places the organism in Eukaryota, Metazoa, Arthropoda, Insecta, Diptera, Culicidae. The record is from RefSeq and is a predicted model, not a curated record.